Messenger RNA from Arabis nemorensis, 555 nucleotides. The record is from the annotation of a GenBank genome assembly. Lineage: Eukaryota; Viridiplantae; Streptophyta; Magnoliopsida; Brassicales; Brassicaceae.
AUGAGUCGCACCUUUACUGAAGAGGAUCUUAAUCUUGAAGCUGAUUUCUACCGGAUUGUUGACGACUUAUGGCCGGAGUAUCACACGCAGUCGCCUGAGCCGAAGAAUCCGACGCCGGAGAAGGAGAAAGCCGCACUGUUAGCGAUUAAAGACGAAGCCGAAUCUAUGAUUUCAGUGAUGGAGAUGCGAAUGGCUUCUCAAAUCUUUCCCGUUGAGGGUACUAUGGUCCUGGAAUCUUGCCUCUCUGACCUCAAAUCUUCAUUGUUAGGGAGCGAUGUUGAAUUAAUUAGGGCUAAGGUCCGUUCUGGCCACCCCUCUCCCUCGUACCAACUUGAUCCUGGGGAAAAUUUGAUGAGGAUCAAAGAAAAGGCUGAGUGUACAAUUAGCGUCGUGGAGAUGAGCUUGGCUCCGGAGGCUAUGGCUGUCAUGGAGACUUCAUUGGCUGUUCUCAAGUCGUCAAUAACUGGAGAUGACAUAAACAAUAUCAUGAGUCCACCCACAAUGCUUUGUUCACUCUGGAGAGUAACGUUUUGGGUCAAGGGGACAAGGCUAUAA